Drosophila bipectinata is the source of this 736-nucleotide messenger RNA. RefSeq names its product COPI coat complex subunit zeta (gene zetaCOP). NCBI's taxonomy places the organism in Eukaryota, Metazoa, Arthropoda, Insecta, Diptera, Drosophilidae. Gene Ontology annotation, biological process: intra-Golgi vesicle-mediated transport; retrograde vesicle-mediated transport, Golgi to endoplasmic reticulum; intracellular protein transport. Gene Ontology annotation, cellular component: COPI vesicle coat. The record is from RefSeq and is a predicted model, not a curated record.
UACCGUCGCCGGUAUUAGGGGGUGCUGCACUCCACCUAUCGUUCAACACGUAAAUAAAGUGACGUGUAAGACAACAACGAAAACAAGCAAAGAUGGACGGAUUUAUGAUGGACAUCAUCAAGGGCAUGUGCAUCAUGGACAAUGAUGGCAACCGCAUCCUGGCCAAAUAUUACGACAAAAACAUCCUGUCCACGCUGAAGGAACAAAAGGCCUUCGAGAAGAACCUGUUCAACAAAACGCAUCGCUCCAACACGGAGAUCAUCAUGCUGGACGGCCUCACCUGCGUCUACAAGAGCAACGUGGAUCUGUUCUUCUACGUCAUGGGCAACGCCUACGAGAACGAGCUUAUCCUGCUUUCCGUGCUGAACUGCCUGUACGAUUCCAUCAGCCUGAUUCUCAAGAAGAACGUGGAGAAGCGCCUGGUGCUGGAGAACCUCGAGAUCAUCAUGCUGGCCUUUGAUGAGAUCUGCGACGGAGGAAUCAUCCUGGAUGCGGAUCCAUCGUCUGUGGUUAAACGCGUCGAUCUGCGCAACGAUGACAUUCCCAUUGCCGAACAGACCGUUGCCCAGGUACUGCAAUCGGCGCGUGAACAGCUCAAAUGGUCCAUUCUGAAGUGAUGGAGGGGCCACUUCCGGUCGGUCGCAUCCCUGUAUCGCAAUACAUUCGAUCCUUCGUGUAUCCCCCAAUUGUUUCCGCCUAGUUGUAAAGCAUAUUAUAAUACAUAUAUUUAACUAGA